AUGGGAAAGAAGUUCGACACCCUCACGGAGAUCAUCCUCAUAGACUAUCGAUGGGUGUUCGUGUGCCUGUUCCUGCUGCCCAUCUCCUUCCUCUACAACUUCUUCUACUACCUCCGGAGUGAGAUCAUCUUCCGCCUGAGCAGCGCACCGACGGCGCACGGCGCCAAGGUGAGAUCCAUCCAGAGGCAGGUGAAGGAAUGGCGCGAGACGGGAAUGGCCACGAAGAUGUGCACCGCGCGCCCCGGAUGGCAGACCAUGAGCUUCCGCAAGCCCAUGUACAAGAAGAGCAUGUUCCAGGUGAAGUGCAACCUCGUGGACAUCCUCGAGGUGGACACCGCCAAGAGGACAGUGCGCGUGGAGCCUCUCGUGAACAUGAAGCAACUGUCUGAGACGCUGGGGAAGCUGGGCUGGACCAUUCCCAUUGUGCCCGAGCUGGAUGAUCUCACUGUCGGCGGAUUGGUGAUGGGAACCGGCGUCGAGUCCUCGUCCCACAUCUACGGACUGUUCCAGCACAUCUGCCUGUCCUACGAACUCGUCCUGGCCGACGGAAGCGUCACGAAGUGCUCCAAGGACGAGAACAGCGAUCUCUUCUACGCAAUUCCCUGGAGUUACGGCACUCUGGGACUCCUCACGGCCGUGGAGAUCAAGAUCAUUCCAUGCACGCGCUUCAUCAAACUGUGCUACGAACCUGUGAAGGGCUUGGAUGAAAUUGUUGAGACAUUCGACCGAGCGUCGAAGAACAAGGCGAAUCACUUCGUCGAGGGCUUGCAAUAUUCCUUGGAUGAGGGUGUGAUAAUGACUGGCGUCAUGGUGGAGGACGCCGAAGUGGAGGCGGGAAAGAUUAACGAGAUCGGAAAGUGGCACAAGCCGUGGUUCUUCAAGCACGUGGAGAAGAUCAUGAAGAAGGGUCGAACGACUGUUGAAUACAUCCCGAUUGUGGAUUACUACCAUCGCCACUCCAGAUCGCUGUUCUGGGAGCUGCAGGACAUCGUGCCGUUCGGCAACAACGUCUUCUUCCGCUUCUUCCUGGGCUGGCUGAUGCCAGUGAAGGUGUCUCUGCUGAAGCUGACACAGACGGAGGCCAUCAAGAAGCUGUACGAGAACAAUCACAUUAUCCAGGAUCUUCUGGUGCCGACGCGAACCAUGAAGGAGUGCAUUGAGUUCUUCCACGAGCACGUCAAGGUUUAUCCACUCUGGCUGUGCCCAUUCAAUCUGCCCAACGAUCCGGGAAUGGUGCAUCCCAAGGAGAAGGAGGAGAUGUACAUCGACAUUGGCGUCUAUGGCGUUCCGCACGUGAAUAAUUUCCAUCCCGUGAAAACCACCAGAGCCAUUGAGGAUCUCGUGGAAAAGUGCGACGGCUUCCAGAUGCUCUAUGCCGAUACAUUCCGGUCAAAGGAGGAAUUCUAUCGCAUGUUUGACCAUAAACUCUACAACAUCAUGCGAAAGAAAUUAACUUGCGAAUCCGCUUUUCCCGAAGUCUACGAAAAAGUGAAUAAAAAUGCCAGGGAUUGA
Phlebotomus argentipes is the source of this 1512-nucleotide messenger RNA. Its product is annotated as delta(24)-sterol reductase-like. The transcript is spliced from 2 exons. NCBI's taxonomy places the organism in Eukaryota, Metazoa, Arthropoda, Insecta, Diptera, Psychodidae. Gene Ontology annotation, biological process: steroid metabolic process. Bases 1 to 1512 code for a protein of 503 amino acids. Gene Ontology annotation, molecular function: FAD binding; Delta24(24-1) sterol reductase activity. The record is from RefSeq and is a predicted model, not a curated record. Gene Ontology annotation, cellular component: cytoplasm; membrane.